This is a messenger RNA of Galleria mellonella (greater wax moth), 3058 nucleotides long. RefSeq names its product succinate dehydrogenase [ubiquinone] flavoprotein subunit, mitochondrial (gene SdhA). Gene Ontology annotation, molecular function: succinate dehydrogenase (quinone) activity; flavin adenine dinucleotide binding; electron transfer activity. The transcript is spliced from 13 exons. Lineage: Eukaryota; Metazoa; Arthropoda; Insecta; Lepidoptera; Pyralidae. Gene Ontology annotation, biological process: mitochondrial electron transport, succinate to ubiquinone; tricarboxylic acid cycle. The coding region runs from base 118 to 2088 and encodes 656 amino acids. The record is from RefSeq and is a predicted model, not a curated record.
UGACAGCAUCGAGCGAAUGCGAAACGAAAACGAAUCGUUUCGUCUUGUGGUUAAGUGAAUGUAAAUUUCUAUAUAAUUUAAAAUUUUGUACUCCCGGUGCGGACAGAGAGUUCCAUCAUGAGUGCAUUAAUUAAGUCCUCAUUAUCUAGAAGCCCAGUAUCAUUGGCUACAUACUUGUACAGAAACCUCCACUUGUCCACUGGCGGAGCUAGUUCUCUAAAAGAGGGUUCAGCAAACACCAAUACAACAAAAGCAUAUACAGUUAUUGACCACAAGCAUGAUGCCUUAGUUAUUGGGGCUGGUGGGGCUGGUCUUCGGGCUGCUUUUGGUCUUGUGCAGGAGGGUUUCAAAACUGCUGUUGUUACAAAACUAUUUCCAACAAGAUCACAUACAGUGGCAGCUCAGGGUGGCAUCAAUGCAGCUCUAGGUAACAUGGAAGAAGACAGCUGGCUGUGGCACAUGUAUGAUACAGUAAAGGGUUCUGAUUGGUUAGGAGAUCAGGAUGCCAUUCAUUACAUGACCAAAGAAGCUCCACAUGCUGUUAUUGAACUGGAAAACUAUGGCAUGCCAUUCUCUAGGACACCUGAAGGGAAAAUAUAUCAGAGAGCCUUUGGUGGUCAGUCACUGAAGUUUGGUAAAGGGGGCCAAGCUCAUAGAUGCUGUGCAGUCGCUGAUAGAACUGGUCACUCCCUACUCCAUACCCUAUAUGGGCAAUCAUUAAGAUACGACUGUGAAUACUUCAUUGAAUAUUUUGCCUUGGACUUGCUUAUGGAAGAUGGUGUCUGCAAAGGAUGCAUUGCUAUCAAUCUCGAAGAUGGAACAUUACACAGAUUCCAAGCUAUGAACACGAUCUUGGCAACGGGCGGCACAGGCCGAUCGUACUUCAGCUGCACGUCAGCCCACACGUGUACCGGCGAUGGCACUGCCAUGGCGGCGCGCGCCGGCCUCCAGAACGAAGACAUGGAGUUCGUGCAAUUCCACCCUACAGGUAUAUACGGUGCCGGCUGUCUCAUGACGGAGGGUUGCCGUGGUGAGGGUGGUUUCCUGGUGAACGCCAAGGGCGAAAGAUUCAUGGAACGGUAUGCCCCUGUCGCAAAGGACUUGGCCAGCCGAGACGUUGUCUCGAGGGCCAUGACUGUCGAGAUUAUGGAAGGCCGCGGAUGUGGUCCCGAGAAGGAUCACGUGCACCUGCAGCUCCACCAUCUACCACCUGAUCAGCUGAAACAACGCUUACCUGGUAUCUCGGAAACGGCUAUGAUCUUCGCUGGCGUUGACGUUACCAAAGAACCUAUUCCCGUCUUGCCCACAGUACAUUACAACAUGGGAGGCACUCCCACUAACUUCCGCGGUGAGGUCAUACAACACCAUAACGGCUCGGAUCGCGUAGUGCGGGGACUUUUCGCGGCCGGCGAGGCGUCCUGCGCCUCGGUGCAUGGCGCCAACCGACUCGGCGCGAACUCACUCCUCGACAUUGUGGUCUUCGGCCGCGCAUGCGCACAAACUAUCGCCGAAGUCAACCGGCCCGGCGAUGCGCAAGCGCCGCUUAAAGACUCCACAGGCGAAGCAAGUAUUGCCAACUUGGACAAAAUUAGAUACGCGAAUGGUGCCAUUCCGACGGCAGACCUGCGUCUGCGCAUGCAAAAAUGCAUGCAAAAGAACGCAGCUGUGUUCAGACAGCAAAAUACACUUGAAGAAGGUCAGCGUCAAAUCCACGAAAUCUACAACCAGAUCAAAGACGUCAAAGUAUCAGACCACUCGCUGAUCUGGAACAGUGACUUGGUGGAGACUCUGGAACUACAGAAUUUGCUCAUCAACUCGGUACAAAUCGUGGAGGGUGCGUUGGCGCGCGAGGAGUCGCGCGGUGCUCAUGCUAGAGAGGACUUCAAAACCCGACGAGAUGAAUACGAUUAUUCCAAGCCUUUAGAAGGACAGACAAAGCUGCCAUUCGAGAAACACUGGAGGAAACACACACUGGCUGAGACGAAUGUAGAAACCGGCGAAACUAAGCUCUCGUACCGACCCGUGAUAGAUAACACCCUCGACCAACAGGAAUGUAAAACGGUACCACCGGUCAUAAGGACAUACUAGACAUCAAAAUAUGUAAUAAUUCUGAUACUGGGUGCUAGUUUCUCAAUUCUAUAUUUGCACGUGAUCACUUUGGCUGCAUUAUUAUUUAUAAAAUAAUUUUUUUUAGAUUAGCUUGUUUAAGCGCCACAACAUCGUAAAAUAGUGUCCGGGUUUAGUAUCCAAUAUGCAAUUUUGAACAACGUUAAAGAAAAACAAUGCAAGUGCACACAUUUACACACAUCAAAUACAAUUGUAUAAGUGUAAUUAUAUUUGUAACAUAAAUCAGCAUUUAUUGUGGUUAUAAAUGUUUUAUAAUGCCCUCGAUAGAAACGCGGUACUUAAACGUUAUUUUGUAAAUUACUUACGUUUUAAAAACGUAAACGUUUUAGCUAAUAAUUGAAUAAGAUCAUUAUACUGGAUGAGUUACUUCUCGAUUCUAAAAGUAAUUUUAACUCGCCAGAAUGUGAAUCUUUAAUCUUGUAUAGUUUUAAUUUAUUUCGGCAAAUAUCAGGCAACACAUAGGUAUAAUUUAUAUUUAAAAUUGUAUACAAAAAUAUGCAUGCAUCAACGUGAAGAGUACCCUACCUAACAUUGUUUUAUAUUAAAUUUCACUAUUUAAAGUAGCAGGCAUUUAAAAUUUGGAAGUCUUUGAUUAAAUUUGACAGAAAAUGGGCAAUUUACGGCGAAGCCCGAGUAUUUCAGCGCACAGAGGGCAAAUUAAUAAGGUCAAUGAUGGGGCAACCCUAGUACUUUACUACUGACAUUAAUCAAUAAACGAAUAUAAAUAAAAUAUCCUAGCUACACAUGUACCUUCCUCUAUAUACUAAAAUCAUCGAUUUUUUUAUUUAAUCAUGUAUUUAUUGUCAUUGAAAUUUUUUAAGAAACUUAUUUUUACAGUAUUACCUACUACAUAUAUGUAUUGGUACAACGUUGUGUAGAUUUAAGGAUACAAAUUUGGAUUAUUAUGUGAAUAUAAUGAAUUGAAAUAAUA